Portunus trituberculatus (swimming crab) is the source of this 5485-nucleotide messenger RNA. RefSeq names its product sodium/calcium exchanger 2-like (gene Calx). Gene Ontology annotation, molecular function: calcium:sodium antiporter activity. The record is from RefSeq and is a predicted model, not a curated record. Gene Ontology annotation, cellular component: membrane. Gene Ontology annotation, biological process: cell communication; calcium ion transport; transmembrane transport. Bases 179 to 2836 code for a protein of 885 amino acids. The transcript is spliced from 20 exons. Lineage: Eukaryota; Metazoa; Arthropoda; Malacostraca; Decapoda; Portunidae.
CUCGCUGCUCAGUCUCACUCUGUCUCUUGUACCGUGAGGUUGUUGCGCUGCCACCUCGCAUCGCCCCAUGUGAGACCCCUCCAUCUGUCCAAUGUACGCUAGUGACACGGCCUAAGGAACACUGCCUGGAUACACUACGCCCUUUCCUUCCCUAGCUGGAUACAAGGUGUGAGGGGAGAUGAGUGACUCGGGCUUCAUCCUAGAGGACGAUGGCUCCUACACGAUCAACAACAAGUCCUACAUCAGCAAGGACGCGGUCUACGGGGACUAUGAAUGUGCCGACCGGGGCCUUCUCCUUCCUAUCUUCUCCGAGUACACGUGGCCGCCGGAGGUGCGAGCCUUCCUGUACUUCAUGGGCCUCCUCUACUGCUUCCUCGGGGUGGCCAUCAUCGCUGACAUCUUCAUGGGCUCCAUUGAGAAGAUCACCAGCAAGACCAGGAAGGUGUACUUGACAUCAGAGAAGGAAGACGAGCCAGAAGUGAUCGAAGUGAGAAUCUGGAGUGACGCCGUGGCCAAUCUUACCCUGAUGGCCCUGGGCUCCUCGGCACCUGAGAUCCUGCUGUCCAUCAUUGAAAUUAUUGGCAAUGACUUCAGGGCAGGAGACUUGGGGCCAGGAACCAUCGUGGGCUCUGCGGCUUUCAACCUCUUCAUCAUCAGCGCCGUCUGCGUCAUGUUUAUUCCCAAGGGCGAGAUUCGAAGGAUCAAGGACAUUAAGGUGUUCGCGGUGACGACGGUGUUCUCUGUGGUGGCGUACCUGUGGCUGCUGAUCAUCGUGGUGGCGGUGUCCCCGGGGGUUGUGGAGGUGUGGGAGGCGGUGGUGACGCUGGUGAUGUUCCCCAGCCUGGUCCUCAUCGCCUGGCUCGCCGAGAAGAACUUCUUCGGCGUGCCCAACAAGACGGACACCAGUAAACAGAUUGAGCUUGGCAAUUUCCAGCCAGGUGAGAGCGCGGCGGAGCAGGGAGUGCUGGGCCGCUGCCUGGCGUGUCUGGGCAUGAGGGGACCCGUCUCCUCUCAGGUGGUACCCAGCGAUGCCGACAAGUUCCUGAGGGAGCGGCAGUACUUCCGGGAUGGCCGGCUGGACAGAGAUGGACUGGUGGCAUUCAUCAAGGAGGUGAAGAACUACCCAGGGUUGACAGAUGAGGAUGCUGCUGUGCUGGCUGCCUCCAAGCUGGUGGAGUCGCAGAGUCAUUCGAGGAUGUGGUAUCGUGUGGGAGCCGUAAGGAGCAUGACUGGCGGCCGCAAGACUCAGCCGCAGCUCUCCUACAAGCUGAAGGAGCGUUCUAAGGACAGGCUGAAAACGCUGAUCAUGCUUGAAGAUGGGACCAACCAGGUCUACAAUGCCAUGAAUGAGCAUCCUGAAGCACCUACUGUUGGGGAGGUCCCUCAGGUGCAGCCACACAAGAAUGCCAUUGUUGACUUCCACUCUGCAUCCUGUGCUGUCAUGGAGAACAUCGGCAAGUUCCAGGUUGCUAUUUGCCGCACUGGAAGAAUAGACACCCGGGUCUCAGUGAGGGUGGAGACGAUAGAUGGAACAGCGACAGUGGACCAAGACUACAUCGGCAUCAAUGAGAUCAUAACAUUUGAAGCCAAUGAGCGGGAGAAGUUUAUUGACGUGGAGAUCAUCAAUGACAACCAGUGGGAGCCGGAUGAGGAGUUCUUCCUGAAGAUCUCCCUCCUGAUGGACCCAGAGAAGCGUGAGGGCGUCCAGCUUGGCCGUAUCUCCAUCAUGGAAAUCACCAUUCUCAAUGACGAUGAGCCUGGCAUUGUGAUGUUCCAGAAGAGAGGUUUCCUGGUGAAGGAGAGUAUUGGCAAUGCUGUCAUCCCUGUGGUGAGGAAGAACGGUGCUGACGGGGAGAUCACUGUGAAGUGGCGCACCAUUGAUAAGUCUGCCGUGUCUGGCCGGGACUUCACUGGUGGCGAGGGACUGCUGACCUUCAAGCACACUGAGACUUUACAGAACAUUGAAAUCCCAAUCAUUGAUGACAUGACACCAGAGAAGGACGAACACUUUGAGGUGGAGCUGUUUGAUCCUGAAGGAGGAGCCAAGCUGGGCCAGAUCAACCGCACAGCCGUCACCAUAACAAACGACGAUGACUUCAACAGUUUCCUGAGCAACAUGAUGCAGAUGACCAACGCUAAUGUCCACGCCCUGCAAGUCCACCAUGAGACAUAUUUGAGUCAGAUCAAGGACGCCCUAAAUGUGAAUGGAGGCGACAUUGAGAAUGCCACUUGCAUGGACUACAUUCUGCACUUCCUCACCUUUGGCUGGAAGAUCAUCUUUGCACUGGUUCCCCCGCCUGGCAUUCUUGGAGGCUGGCUGUGUUUCUUUGUCUCCCUUGGCGUCAUUGGUCUCCUCACUGCCAUUGUGGGGGACUUGGCGUCAAUCUUUGGCUGUCUGGUUGGCCUGAAGGACGGAGUCACUGCCAUCACCUUUGUUGCCCUGGGAACGUCUCUGCCCGACACCUUCGCCUCCAAGGCCGCAGCAGUGCAGGAGAAAUACGCCGACAAUGCUGUGGGGAAUGUGACGGGCAGUAACUCUGUCAAUGUGUUCCUGGGUCUGGGUCUGCCGUGGCUUAUCGCAGCAAUAGUUCACGUCAUCAGGGACGAACCCUUCGAGGUGAAGAAGGGCAACCUUGGCUUCAGUGUGGGCCUGUUCACUGGACUCAGCAUCCUGUGUAUUGGCAUCAUCUUGGCCCGAAGGUUCUUGGGUGUGUUUGGCAAGGCAGAGCUGGGCGGGCCAGCAACUCCGAGGUACGCGUCCGGAAUUGUCAUGAUGAGCCUGUGGAUGGUGUAUGUGCUCUUCUCCUCCUUCCAGCAGUAUGACUAUUUCAAAUGAUUUUCACAGUGUGUGUUUGUGUGUGUGUGUGUGUGUGUCUGAGGUUUUGACAAUGCAAGAUGGUGUUUAUUCUGUGUGGAAGGUAGAAUGGAGUGUUUAUUGUCAUCAGGGCGGGAAAAAUAUUUAUCUGUUACUCUUGUACAUGGAUGAGCCUUUAAAGAAUUCUCGUACUUCCAGUUUGUCAAUAAUUUUAGUCCACUAGAUAUAAUUUCUCUGAUCAAAUUGUGUGUAUGUGUGUGUGUGUGUGUGUGUGUGUGUGUGUGUGUGUGUGUGUGUGUGUGAGUGUGUAGUGACAAGAGUGAAGAAACCAGAUGUGUAAUAAAGAGCAAUAUGUUGUCCAGUGAAUUCUUUGUUAUGUACAUCCUGUGUGUUAUUUAUCAUCUGUUUUUUUUUGUGUGUUUUUUCUGUCUUGAAUUAGUUUAGUCUUCAUGAUCACAAAGAAAUGAGAGUUGAAAUCAGCCUCCCUCUCUUCAAGGUUCUACAGGAAACACUGUGCGUCAUUUGAUCAAGUGUCUUUGGUUGAGAAUGCUUUGCAAUAUGAUGUAGUAUUUGGUACAUGUAUUGUGGGAGAACCUCACAAUAAGUAUCACAUGGAAGGGAAAUACCAGUAGAUGUGUGAAGAUGAGUGAAAACUUUAAUGUAAUUAUCUUUUCUUAGUUAUCAACACAUUGAUUUAAUUACAUUUUUCAAUCAAUAACUACAGUACUUUGAUUUCAAAUGAUGCAUAUAUGAAUGACCAUUAAUUUUUGGGGAUUCUAAAGAAGUUGUUUGAUGGGAACAUUGGACCAUUAGUAGAGAAACACCCACAGGAAGCUAGAUAAUCUCAGUGGCCUUUGACAACUCCUUAAGAGAGAGAGAAUAAAGUGUUUGAGAAGAUGAACCAACCACUCAUGUGAUUCAGUUUGCUGGUGUGUUCAAGGUUUGGCUUUUAUUAGAUAUUAGUGUUUGAUAGUUAGAAUUUCUUAUUUAUCUACAUGAUGGAAUGAGUGGCUGUAUUCAGAGUGGCAUUUAAAUGUGUGUGUGUGUGUGUGUGUGUGUGUGUGUGUGUGUGUGUGUGUGUGUGUGUUCAGUGUGAGCUCAGGAUUCUUUGUACUAAUGUAAGAAAUUUAAUGAGUUAAGUUACAAUUGGUUGCUCUAACUUUGUCUUUUCUUGGAUUUUCUUCAUAUCUGGAAGUUUGUUGAUGUGCAAGUGUUGUGCUGAUUCCAUCUUUACUACAGAUAUGAUGACACAAACUGUUCAUUUCUCGCCAUAUUAUUUCCUCUAACUUUUCUUUUGUAGUUUUUUGUGCAGGAGUUGUCUUUUCCUUCAAUGCUUAUUCCUUUUUAUUCUUACACUAACACUAUUUGAUUCUCAGUGUAGCAGAUAUAUCAAAAUGAACAAAUCCUAUAUCUUUCACUGGUCUUCUUUCCUAAGUUCUUCACAUACAUCACAUUCCUUCCUCUCAAAAUAAAAAAAUUUCCACAUAACAUUACUCUUAACACUUUGCUACUAUUGAGUGCAUUGGCUCGGUAUGAGUAUAUCAAAUGACACGAUUCAAUACUUUUCAAAUUUCUAUUGUUUUAUAUUCAGAAAUUUAAGAAUCUGUAUUUAUGUGUAACUAUAAUUGUAAUACGUAUGUAAGCUAUAUAUGUCAUGUUUGUUUUGAAAUUCUCUAUUUUGUAAUGUUUUCCUUAAACAGACUAUAAGUAUUUCCCUCAUGCAGGUAAUGAGGUUACGGGAAUGUGAUGUAGAGGUAGAAUUACUAUAGUUCGGCAUAGAGAAUAUUGAGAGGGUCUGUACACUCUCAAUGUUUAGAUGGUUUGUGGUGAUUUCCAGUUUCAUGUUCCUGAUCUAUGCGACUAAAACCUCCCAGGCGUGUUUUCCUUGGGUAAUAACUUUGUAGCUUUGUACUGGACACCUGGUGAUGAUAAUGAUGACUGAAGGGUAGUGUUAAUAAGAACAUGUAGCUUUCAUUCUUGUAAGCUCUUGAUCAAAUUUUGUCUAUGUUCUUCACUUGUGAUGGUGAAUGGUGGGUGGUUUUCUCAUGGGUAGAUUAUAGUGUCCAGUCUUGUUCUGAUCCCCAACUGAGUUCAAUGCUCACUCAUGUGUCAAGUGUGGGAUAGCAUUGUCUUGGUGUGUGGCAGACAACUCUCCAACUUGUUAACCAGUGCAUUGUUUCCAGUCACAUUCUUAACUUUUUAUCCACAACUGCCUUCACUCUCAACCAAGCUCUUAACUUGUAUGAUACUGCCAAGGACAUAGCCACAGCCACUGGACACAGCUGGUGGUGUCAGUAUUACACCACAAAUGCAGCAUGUCCCUUACAGGUGUUGUGCUGAACCUCUGUGUGAAAUGCUGUGUGAGUGUGUUGCCUGUGCUGUGUGCUGGUGAGUCUGUGUCAAGCCGUGUGUAUCUUGGUCGUGGCGUGUGACUGCUGACCAUUGUGACAGUGAAGGGAGGUUCUGUAGUGUAUGGCCUGUCACACUUUUACUCUGUAUCUACAUGCUGAUUACAGGAUAUACAUACUACAUAUAUACAAAGUUAUGUCUGUAUUAAAGAUUCCAUCGGAAGUUUGCUUCAGUACCUAAUGUGGCUUUUCCCUAAAGUUUACUCCAUUCAGACUUGUACUUUGAUGUGGGAUUCUUGCUAAAUAAAACUUCACAUUUUUU